AUGUUCAUGACGGACACCCUGCCUCCCCCCCUCCUUUCUCCUCCUCCAUGUUGGUCUACGCGCGGCCGCUUUUGCGGACAUUUUCCCUUGGCGGGGAAGAGUGGCACGGCGCGAGCUGGAGCCGAGCUGCAGAUCGAUCAUGAGCUGCAGUCGAUUCCGCAAGAAAUCUACAACUCGAGGGACCCCACAAACCCAGAAGAGCGCGAGGUCGCACCCCUUCCGGUUCCCCCGGUUUCCAUAUCCCUGGCCCCUGGCUCUCCCAUCAUUGUCGAGGAAGAAUGCAUUGUGUACGAUGCAACUUUGAGAAGUCUUUGGGCCCCUAGCCUGGCCAACAAAGAAGCGAAGGGCGUUGAAACUCCCACCAAAGUCACACCCCAGCUACUUGGCAGGAUCGUGGAACGGUCGAUUCUGUCCGCUUCCCCCGACGACCCCGAGCGGCCUGGACUUCGCGAAGGAGACUCCAACAACCCGGCCAGGGGGGGGGGGGGUUCUGCAAGGGGUCUUUCCCGCUUCUUCAAGUCUCGAUUUCCUCUUCAACUUGCACAAACACGCAGCUCGCUCGCCUUCCGUUGCCCCUCCUGGCCUCGCAAACGCUUCCUGGCUGGUUUGUUAGAAGUCCUGAACAUCUUCAUGCAUCAUUUCCGGAGAUCCCCUUUCCCGGUGCACUCCUCCUCGAACCAGAAAUUUGCCAACACCGGCGCAAAACGACUUAGGUGCACCGCCGGCAAGCCGUCGGGUCCGAGCAAAGACACCACGAAAUCUACCUUGAACGCCGUUGUUGGCUCACCUCCGUCCCAUUCUCUCCACCCCCACCAUGCCGCCCCGCGGGUUCUCAACCGGUCACCGCCAACGAGCAUGAACAGGGAUCAUUUCACGAGAAAUACGUUCCGGUUUUGA
Messenger RNA from Sodiomyces alkalinus F11, 897 nucleotides. RefSeq lists its product as hypothetical. The transcript is spliced from 15 exons. Bases 1 to 897 code for a protein of 298 amino acids. The record is from RefSeq and is a predicted model, not a curated record. Lineage: Eukaryota; Fungi; Ascomycota; Sordariomycetes; Glomerellales; Plectosphaerellaceae.